Messenger RNA from Spinacia oleracea (spinach), 626 nucleotides. RefSeq lists its product as uncharacterized. The record is from RefSeq and is a predicted model, not a curated record. Bases 69 to 566 code for a protein of 165 amino acids. The transcript is spliced from 4 exons. Lineage: Eukaryota; Viridiplantae; Streptophyta; Magnoliopsida; Caryophyllales; Amaranthaceae.
AGAAAGCAGGACUUGUAUACGAUGCAAUUCAAGGUCUUGGCCCGUCAUGCACAUACUUGCAAUUUAUCAUGACUUCGGCGCCUGAUGAUAUAUAUGAUAAUACUACCAUCCCAUUGGCGGCCUUAGUUUGGCACUCGGAUUUUGAUCAAGAAACAUACAUAACUGCGUCUGAUAUAGGAGAGUUCCUUCGCGGGGCGUGCUUAAACAUUUCAGCGAUCCAAGUCUACAUAUUGUGUUUAUUGCACGAUCAUGCCAAAUCAUUUGAAAUGUCUCGGAUUUCGUUCAUUUGUCCCGAGAUUAUGUCAAGCACUAGAAUCAAGGCCGACCCUGGAGCGCCAACAUUGUAUUUGAAAAAAAAAUUCCAAGCUGAAAUUGAAAAGGAGAAGAUGGGUAAUCCUAACCUAACUAAUUGGUUUUUAAUCCCAUAUAAUCAAGAAAAUCAUUGGAAUUUAUACGUGAUGGACCUACGUAGAGGUUAUGUAUAUAUUUUCGAUUCUGCUAGAGAUCCACGUCGAACAGAUUAUGCAUGGGGAAUCUUGAGUUUGGCAUACCAAGUGUACAAGUGAAAUGGUGGGAAUUGUCCGAAUAAAACGAGUUUUAAGUCGUGUAAACCCAUUCAUAUAGAG